Messenger RNA from Trichoderma asperellum CBS 433.97, 5943 nucleotides. NCBI's taxonomy places the organism in Eukaryota, Fungi, Ascomycota, Sordariomycetes, Hypocreales, Hypocreaceae. The record is from RefSeq and is a predicted model, not a curated record.
AUGCUUCAAGCGCUGCAGGAAGGCUAUAGCUAUAGCGUGCAUGAACCGCUAGAACGCAGCGUCGCUAGGCCGCCAUGUAGCGGGUGCGCUCCGCUGUUGCCGCCCUCCCUGCAGCGCGACCUGAACUUCUCCCAUUUAGCGCAGGGCUGUCAGCUGCAGGUCACAUGCUUCCCCCCUGAGCCAGUCACAGCGCACCGAUUUACCCCCCAGGAGCGGCCAGGCAAUCCCUCCUCCUCUAUUCCUGUUACAGACUCGACAACUUGUUCUAGUAACGACAAUACACGCUCAAUCGGUGGUCGUGAGCGAGGAGGGAGUGUAGAAUUGUCUGCGAAAAGCACCUCGUCGCCAUCCCGUUCGCCGAUUCCAACGCCAGACCUGACAUCUUGUGUUCGACCACACGACAGCGACAAUACCUACGAGCUCUCCGAUUACAAAGAGAUUGCAGGGCGCAAGGCUACUGAAGACCGCGAGCGUCGACGACAAGAGAAACGGGCGUCGAAGCGACAUUGGCUAGAGACACGGGACGAGAUGAAGUUCUCCCAUAGCAUUCAGUUCAACGCUGUUCCUGAUUGGAGCAGCCACUACAUUGCAUACAGCAAUCUCAAGAAACUCAUAUACCAGCUUGAAAAGACUGCGCAUCAAGCGAGAGCCGGCGAUGCUGAAUCACGACCCCUUAUAUCGGCCGAGGAGCCAGAGGAAGUCUUCAGCAAAUCACUAGGCGUUGAGCUGGAAAAGAUUUGCUCAUUCUACUCUCUCAAGGAGGGAGAAUUGCUCGAGGAAGUUAGCCAGCUUCUACACGAUGUAGGAGAGGGCCCUUCUCUUGAAACAUCGACUACGUUGCGCCCAACGCAAUCCGAAACCCAAAGCACCCACGCUCGACCUACUAGCCUGCAUAGCCGUGGCUCCGAUGACGAUGACAGCGCGACCGACGAUGACGAAACCACCGGUCUCACGAGACGCAAAGGCAGCAGUAGAUAUGGCCGGAGAAAGACUGCGUCUAGCAUCCCAGACAUGGGUGCAUCUUCAGAGUUUGGACGAUCUAGGAGAUACAGCACUACCAUAGAUGACUAUGGCGAUCAAUCUUUCCUCUUCGGCUCGACGCUGUACUCGUCCGCCAUUAUGCUGAAGAAGCGCAUAGUAGCCCUCUAUGUGCAGCUAUGCGAGCUUAAGUCAUACGCACAGCUUAACAAGACCGGCUUUAGCAAGGUUCUCAAGAAAUUUGACAAGAUUCUUGACAAAGAGCUGCGAUCAUCUUACAUCAGCACCUAUGUCGAUACAGCAUAUCCCUUCAAGCCGGAGACUAAGAAACUGCUCGAAGAAAAUAUUGCCAAGAUGGAGGCCGCUUACGCUGAUGUCGUUACCGGCGGUGAUGAGGAACUUGCUAGAAAGGACUUGCGUUCUCAUCUUCGAGAGCACGUUGUUUGGGAGCGCAACACCGUAUGGAGAGAUCUGAUUGGUAUCGAGCGCAGAGGAGAGGCCGCCAGAAUUGGCCAAACAUUGCUGGGACAAGACUCUGGCAUCACACCAAAGAGAUUGCAGGGCGAUGAUGAGAUCAUACCAGCAGAAACGCAGAUCAAAACGCCUAUUGGCAGAAUAGUUCUUCCUUCAUGGUUAUCCAACAGCUCUGUGCUCGCUCUCUUCAUAUCUGUUGCGGCAUUCUUCCUGCUGCUGUUUAUUCCCAUCUUGCAGAACCCUGAGCAACAGAAUUGCCUGGCGCUUCUUGUUUUUGUCAGUCUUCUGUGGGCUACUGAGACUAUCCCCCUGUUCGUUACGUCUCUCCUCAUCCCCUUCCUGGCCGUCGUUCUUAGAGUGGUUCGUGAGGAGGAUCCUACCAAGCCUCAAAAACGACUCACUUCAAAGGAAGCCACCUCUGCCAUUUUCUCUGCCAUGUGGUCGCCUGUUAUCAUGCUACUACUUGGUGGCUUUACCCUCGCUGCUGCCCUGUCCAAGUGCAAAAUCGAUAAGCGCCUUGCGACGCUCAUCUUGAGCAAAGCUGGCACUCAGCCGAGAACUGUAUUGAUUGCAAACAUGUUUGUCGCUGCCUUUGCGUCUAUGCUCAUCAGCAACGUGGCUGCUCCUGUUCUUUGCUUUUCAAUCAUUGAGCCUAUGUUGCGAACUCUGCCGUCAGACUCGAAUAUGUCCAAGGCUGUCAUCAUUGGUAUCGCCCUUGCUUCGAACAUCGGUGGCAUGCUGUCACCAAUUGCGUCACCGCAAAACGUCGUAGCCAUGGGAAUUAUGCAACCUGAGCCUACCUGGUUGCAGUGGUUCUUCAUCGUCAUUCCCGUUGGCAUAGUCUCCAUUGUCUUGAUCUGGUUGCUUCUGUUGGUCACGUUCCAGCCUGGCAAGGGAACAUCCAUCGCACCGAUCCGCCCUCUUAAGGAGAAAUUCACCGGUGGGCAAUGGUUCGUAUCCAUCGUUACCAUCAUCACCAUUGUUUUGUGGUGCACUAGCCAUACUCUGGAGUCUGUAUUUGGAGACAUGGGUGUUGUGGCCAUCAUUCCCAUUGUGCUCUUCUUUGGCAUUGGCAUCUUGACCAAAGAAGAUUUCAACAACUUUCCUUGGACAAUCAUCAUCCUGGCUGCAGGUGGCUUGUCACUCGGCAAGGCCGUCCGAUCUUCGGGCCUGCUCCAUACCCUUGCCGACAUUGUCUCACGCGAGGUUGAGGGCAUGAGCUUAUACGGCGUUCUGGUUGUGUUCUCCUCUUUGAUUCUUGUCAUUGCUACCUUCAUCAGCCACACGGUGGCCGCCCUCAUCUUCCUCCCUCUGGUGUAUGAUGUGGGCGUGGCUAUGGACCAGCCGCACCCCAACCUCCUUGUUAUGGGUGGCGUUCUGAUGUGCAGCGCUGCGAUGGGUCUACCUACAAGCGGUUUCCCCAACAUGACCGAGAUUGCGAUUCGUUCCCUAGAGCUGGCCGACGCCAUGCUCUCCGCCUUUACAGCUCGCCCUAUCAUAGAGCUCCGACAGCGGGACAAGUCAAAGAUUGAGACGAUCCUCGCUUAUGGUGACCGAAUUCUCGUCGGGCUCAAUAACGGCGCUCUUCGGGUCUACCGCCUCAACGAGCUUCCCGCUAACGGCGCUUCAACGCCUCCACACACCGCAAAUGCGACUCCUCCUCAGAAUGGCGACCAUCAGCCCACAGACUCGGCCGCCAAGCCGACGGAUUUAUUACGUGAGGUCGAACGAUUCUCUACGCGGGCGAUAGAACAGCUGGCAAUCAUAAAGGAAGCAAACACCAUCGUCUCUCUAUCCAACUAUCACGUCUCUCUUCAUGACCUACAAUCCUACGAUCUCAUCGAGACCCUGUCGCGAACCAAGAAUGCGUCAUGUUUUGCCAUCACGUCCAAUAUUGUUAGAGAUCCCGACACUGGCGUCCCAGAAAUCAUCAGCCGGCUAGCCGUUGCGGUCAAGCGGCGGCUUUUGUUAUGGAACUGGCAUGAGAGCGAGCUCAGCAAUGACGUCUCCGAAGUGGUGCUAUCUGAGUCUAUUCGAUCAAUAACAUGGGCGAGCGCGACGAAGAUAGUCUGUGGCAUGAACGGAGGUUAUGUCAUUGUUGAUGCCGUAACGCAAGAGGUCGAGGACAUUGUGAGCCCGGGUGCUGUGGGAGUGUCGGGUCAAGGAAGCCGGUUUGGAGCUGUGAGCAGUGCAGGAAUGGGAUACAUGGGCCUCGGAAGCUACAUGCCCAAGCCCCUAGCCGCCAAGUUGGCUGAUGGCGAAAUGCUCCUUGCCAAGGACAUCAAUACGCUAUUCGUCAACGAUGAGGGCAAGGCCUUGGAGAAGAGGCAGAUCCCGUGGCAGUCUGCGCCUGAGUCCAUCGGAUACUCGUAUCCGUACAUUGUGGCUCUACAACCUCCCUCUAAGGGCUCACUUGAGGUCCGGAACCCUGAUACUCUGUCUCUUAUGCAGACUAUUCAACUGCCUGGUGCUGCUCAGCUGCAUUUUCCUCCGCCUACUUCGAGCCUAGCCCAUGCCGGCAAAGGAUUUCACAUCUCAAGUGACCGCUGUGUGUGGAAAAUGGGAGCUACAGACUAUGACGCUCAGAUUGGGGAGCUCAUUGAGGCUAGCAGGUUUGACGAGGCCAUUAGCGUGUUACAAAUGCUUGAGGAUGCUCUUUUAAAGAACAAGAAAGAGACUCUCCGAGAGGUCAAAAUGCUAAAGGCAGAAGGUCUCUUUAAGCAAAAGAAGUUUCGACAGUCGAUGGACUUGAUGAACGAAGAUGAUGUUCAUGCCCCGCCCGAGCGAGUCUUGAGAAUGUACCCACCUCUUAUUGCAGGAGAGCUCUCUAGAUGGGCAAAUUACCAGGAGACCCAAGAGAAUGCAGACAGUAAAGUGAAAAAGUCAAAUGGAACAAGACCGAAUAGUCCAGAAAUUACUACCAGCGAACAUGCCGAGUCUCCCACAGUCGGAGGGUUUGUGAAGUAUUUCAAGGGAACCCAAAAGAAACCAACUGACGUCACUUCAAUAAUCUCGACGAAAAAGGAUGGAGAAACAGAAGACUCGGACAACGCCAAAGAAGCACCGGUAUCAGAGGACACACCCCUUUCAGGCAAGGAGCUUACAAAGGCCGUCUUGGAGCUGAACAGCUAUCUCGCUGGCACUCGAGCUCGCCUCCAGCGUGUCAUUGAUCCUGUCACCGGUAAACUGAAGCCGCGAGUAGAUCAGCCUAGCUCGACGGCAGAGGCGGAAGACCGACUUCUGAAGAUUACGCCAGAUGAAUCCGACAAAGAGCGUGAGCAAAAGCUGUGCGAAACUUUCCGAUUAGUUGACACAACUCUCUUUCGCGCAUACAUGUUCUCACAGCCGUCUCUUGCCGGCUCACUAUUUCGUAUUCCGAACUUUUGUGAUCCGGAUGUCGUGAACGAAAAGCUGUUAGAGCACGACCGCUACACGGAGCUGAUUGAUUUCUUCCACGGCAAAAAGCUGCACAAGUCAGCCCUGGAAUUGCUGCAUAAAUUUGGCGCUACUCCGAAGCCAAACGAAGCAGCCCCAACUCUACACGGUCCAGAUCGCACCAUACAGUAUCUCAAGAGUCUUCCACCCUCAGAAAUCGAUCUAAUCCUCGAGCAUGCUGAGUGGACGUUGAAGGCGAAUCCAGAAUAUGCAAUGGAGAUAUUCACUGGCGAUACAGAGAAUGCGGAAACUCUACCGGCAGAGAAAGUCUUGCCUUACCUCCGAGACCUUGAUCCAAAACUUGAGAGACAAUACCUGGAACACAUCAUCAUGGAGCUUGAUGAUACCACGGCGGAUUUCCAUAACCGACUUGUCGAGCUCUACGUUUCAAGCCUGAGCAACAGCGAGAGGGGCCAUGAUUGGGAUGACCUUGAAGAAAGAUUUGUCAAGUUCUUGCGAGAAUCUCGACAGGUCUACAGUCUCACCAAGGCAUUUGCAUUGAUACCUAAGGAUGAUCCCGCUUUUUACGAAGCUCAAGCUGUUGUAUUAAGCAACAUGGGGCAGCAUCGACAAUCUCUAGAGAUUUAUGUAUUCAAGAUGAAGGAUUAUGUCAAAGCAGAAGACUAUUGUAAUCGUGCACAUAGAUCGCAGGCCCCAUCUACAACCCCUUCAGAUGACCCAGACGAAUCAGCAUCGUCUGUAUAUCACACGCUACUCUCCCUCUAUCUUCAACCACCUCCGCCUCACAAACCAAACCUCGAGCCAGCUCUGGACCUGCUUUCCAAGCACGGCUCUCGCCUGCCUGCCACGUCGACACUUGGGCUGAUCCCCGAUGAUCUUCCCGUAGGCUCGCUCGAAGCCUAUUUCCGCGGGAGGAUACGGGCAGCAAACAGCCUCGUCAAUGAAUCUCGUAUAAUGGCCGGCUUGCGAAAAGCCGAAGGCAUAUCCGUGGCCGCAGAAUUACAGCUAGGCGACGGUAAACCCGGAGCGCAAGGCGGCCGGAAUCGCCACGUCGUGAUCCAUGACGAAAGGCACUGUGUCGUCAACGGGCGCUAA